This is a messenger RNA of Ctenocephalides felis (cat flea), 1224 nucleotides long. Its product is annotated as protein shisa-5-like. The record is from RefSeq and is a predicted model, not a curated record. The transcript is spliced from 3 exons. Bases 108 to 548 code for a protein of 146 amino acids. Lineage: Eukaryota; Metazoa; Arthropoda; Insecta; Siphonaptera; Pulicidae.
UGACGUUUUGUUAUUUAGAUUUCUGAUUGCUUUGUUAAGAAGCGAAGUUAUAAAGUUUAGUGUGAUAAAGUAUAAUUAGCGUAUAUAAUUAGUUUUCGCACAAAACCAUGGAUAUAUUUUUACCAAUCGUUAUUUUCAUUGUUCUAUUCAUACUAUUCUUCAUAUGUGGUUUGUGUUGUCGUCGAAAAACACAAGGACAAAUUUUCAACACGCCAGUUAUUAUAACAAGCACAACACAUGAACCGGUUGAUGGUGCUGCACAACAAACUGCUUAUCAGAACACGAAUGCUGCUCCUUACCCUGGCACUCAACCAGGCUACAAUGCGACAGCGUAUCCACCUUAUCCUCAAGCUGCAUAUCCUCCGGCACAACCAUAUCCGCCUCAACAUUAUCCUAUUCAACCACCAUACCCCUUGAACAACCCUCAAGUUAUGCCUCAACCAAUGCAAUCAUCAGUGCCUGCUGCCAAUGUUCUUCCACCACCUUAUUCAGAAGUUGUGCGAAGUGAAGCAUAUUCAAAACAAGCACCUUUCAAUCCUAAUUAUUAAAUGUCCAAAGCUCGCUGUGUGACUGAUACCAUCACAUAAUGAAAUGUAAAGCUGUAAUAUGGCUGUAGUUUGUUAUGUGUUAUAAAUCCAUCAUAGAAUUAUAUGAUUUCUCAUAUUAUGAGAAGAUACUGCCUUUUGAUGGGUAACAAAUUUGAGCUGUCGAUCUAACUUCAGUCGGUAUAAUCUUCAACCUUUGAAAUAGUCCUGUUUUUUAAUACAUAAUUUUAACUGAUAUUUUUCAUAUGCCUCUUAGUUUUACAUUUAUAAAUGCUCAUAUUCUAGUUCUCAUGCCAUUUUUUAGUUUUACAUUUAUCAAAAAUAAUAAUUUUGAUUUUAUAAAUGAAUUAUUUGAAAUGCUGAGCCAAAAAGUCAAAUUAAUCUAUCAUGGAUACCUCUUUGUAGUUACAUAUUUAGUCACGAAUGUACAAAGGUCAAACAAAAGGUACGAAUUGAUGGCAUGCAAAAUUUUCUCAUAGUUUUUUUUUUUUGCUUAGUUUUUGAGACUUAUAUGAUGCCUUCUGCAGAAGCAACUUUUCUCAAAAAUGUAAGCACAUUAAAUUUUUGCCAAUUAAUGCGUAUACAAAUAUUGCAUUUCAAAGUGAUCAUGAUAUGUGUAGUUAUUAUUUUAUAUAAUAGUGAUGUGUUAAAAAUACUUCAGACUUGCUCUAAUCAUUUG